AUGGAUCAGGCCCUCACGCUUUGGGAGGAAUUCCUCGCCGAGAAUGACCAGGUCGAGUUUGUCUGGUUACAGUUCCUGUCCUUAUUGUCGACCCCCCUCGCCCGCAUGGUGCCGAGGGCUAAAUUCUCGGAUAUGUUAAAGCAGGGUCAAUGGCUCUCCAUGACCAGUGCCAUACUACAUCUUCUCCCGGGCGAUCGGCUCGCCGACGGCGCCAGCCCCACGGGUAAGCUCCACCUGCGGCCAGAUUUCAGCACCGCAUACUGUCAGUUUGGUUCCAACGGGACUCGCGCCGUGAUUAACGUGGACUGUGUGGAUGAGCACGGCGCGCCAAUCGCCGAAUGCGCGCGGUCCAAAGUUCGCGAACUCCACGAUCGGCUGGAACGUGAGACCCAAACCGCCCUCCUGGUGGGCUUCGAGGUGGAGGUCAUGUUCGUGCGGCCUAGAGAGGAUGGGGGCAAAGUUCUCGAAUACGAGGCAAUCAAUUCGGAGCAUUCGUUCACCAGCAUGACGCCGGAAGACCGGACGUACCUGGAUCUGAUCGAGGCUGUGGCCCGUGCUUUGGCGACGCCUCUCCAGGCGAUCGAUAUGCUGUUGCGGGCUCGCGAAACAAUCAUGAUCGUGGCUAAGAGCUUUGGACUACGGGCGACAGUCUACACACAGCCCUUUCCGGAGAGGCCAUGCAACGGCGCCCAUGUGCACCUGUCCGUGAAUCCAUUGGAGGGCAAGGGAGACGCACGGUUUCUACGGGGCGCGGAGUCCUUCUUCGCUGGAAUUAUGCGGCAUUUUCCCGCUGUUCUCGCGUUCUCAUUACCCAGCGACAUUAGCUACUGUCGUGUCGCAACCGGGGUCUGGAGUGGAGGUGAGUAUGCUGCUUGGGGAUGGGAAAAUAAGGAGGUCGCUCUCCGGCGCAUCCAGGAAAACCGGUUUGAAGUGAAGUUGGUGGAUGGCCUGUCGAACCCGUUUUUGGUUCUCUCUGCGCUGCUCAGCGCUGGGACCGAUGGGAUGCGAGCCAACCUGCCUCUCCGAGGAGGCCACUGUCACAAGGGUGCUGCUCAACUGUCUGCCGAGGAACGAGAGGCAUUGGGUGUCAAGGACAUCUUGCCCACCACUCUCGAUAACAGUUUGGCUUUCUUGGCAGGGGACUAUGUAAUGCGGGACUUGCUGGGGCCAGACCUGGUGUCAAGCUAUAUAUCUCUUAAAAAAGGGGAGGCGGUAUUUCUCCGCGCCAUGGAACAGGAUGAACGGAGGCGAUGGCUGAUUGCAAGACACUAGAUGGUAAAUUGUACAAUUUUGUUCUUACUUACGGGAAAUAUAUUGGAUAUUGCCAUUAUUAAAAGUCGAUUCGAGAACAGAGUCGCCUUU
Molecule: messenger RNA, 1362 nt
Organism: Aspergillus alliaceus
Lineage: Eukaryota; Fungi; Ascomycota; Eurotiomycetes; Eurotiales; Aspergillaceae
Product: FluG family protein
Exons: 2
Coding region: 1-1272 (423 amino acids)
Molecular function (GO): glutamine synthetase activity
Source: RefSeq, a predicted model, not a curated record